Messenger RNA from Plasmodium gonderi, 684 nucleotides. RefSeq lists its product as hypothetical. The record is from RefSeq and is a predicted model, not a curated record. NCBI's taxonomy places the organism in Eukaryota, Apicomplexa, Aconoidasida, Haemosporida, Plasmodiidae. Bases 1 to 684 code for a protein of 227 amino acids. The transcript has a single exon.
AUGACAAAUAAAAUAUGUCACAAACUGAUCAAUGAAAACAUUAAAACGUUAUGUCAUGAGACCCCAGGAAAUGAAAACGGGUAUAAACAAAAGCAAAAUGGAAGUUUUAACAAUAGCAUGUCCAUAAACUGCUCCGCAAAAUGCGAUGAAUUAUGCAAUAACAUAAAUGACAGACUACAAAAAAUAAAAGAUAUUGUACAUCUUAGAUCGGCAAAGCCAAAUGUAGUCCUUAUUGAAACCUUAACGGAUAUAAAAGAAUAUAUAAAAGAAAUAGAAAAAUAUAUACAACUAUUUAACAAUGUUAUUCAUGAAGAGAAUAAGGCGUAUGCAUAUGUGGAGGAUAUAACGAGUUCUCUAGAUAAACAAAAUAAGAACAUUCAGAAAAUUUUUCACAUAUGCAGCAAAAAUAUUGUCAUCACGAAAAAUAACAGUGAACUGGUUUUGCAAAAGCCACAAAACUAUUCUUCUCUUUCGUCUAAAUUUGUUAACAAUUUGUUAAGUGUGUGCAAGGGGGAGGGAGAUGAACACAAGAACACUCAGGUGUCCGGAGACGAUAACGAGAGGACAAACCGAGUUGAAGAUGACAUCUAUAAUGGGGAACAAAAAGGGGAUGGAAAUUUGAACCAAAUCAUAAACCAAAAUAUGAUCCUAAAUGAAUGCGCGGAUAAAAACUAUAUUAAUUAA